AAGGAUUUCUGUCUUCUCUACUCUUGCCUGCAGAAUCCCGAACUUCUGCUUUUGCCUUGAGAGCUUUCAACGUGGAACUGGCUCAGGCAGAUUAAAGAUUCCAUAACUCAGAAGGGCACAGGUUUGAUGCGAAUGCAGUUCUGGAGGGAUGCUGUGGAAGAUAUAUACUGUGAUAAGCCACCACAUCAACCGGUUGCUAUAGAGCUGUGGAAGGCUGUCAAGAGACAUAAUCUGACUAAAAUGUGGAUCAUGAAGAUUAUUGAUGAAAGAGAGAAAAAUUUGGAUGAGAGAGCAUACAGUAACAUCCAGGAACUUGAAGCAUAUGCUGAGAACACUCAGAGUGCUCUCUUGUACCUUACCUUGGAAAUGCUUGGUGUGAGGGACAUCCAUGCAGACCAUGCAGCCAGUCACAUUGGGAAAGCGCAAGGCAUAGUUACCUGUUUAAGAGCAACUCCAUAUCAUAGCACAAGACGAAAGGUCCUUCUUCCCAUCGAUAUUUGUAUGUUGCAUGGAGCUUCACAGGAGGAUUUCAUAAGAUGCAAGCAAGAGAAAAAUGUGAGAGAUGUAAUUUACGAUAUUGCCAGCCAGGCACAUAUUCAUCUAGAACAUGCUAGAUCUUUCAGUAAGAAAGUUCCCGUGAAGGCAUAUCCUGCUUUUUUCUGUACGGUUGCUUUAGAGGAUUAUUUAUGUAAUAUACGAAAAGUGGACUUUAAUAUAUUUCAUCCAAGCUUACAGAAGAAAAGUACAUUAUUACCAUUGUAUUUGUAUAUUAGAUCUUGGAAAAAAACAUAUUAAAAUAUUCUUAAUAUGAGGUUCAAA
Rhea pennata is the source of this 819-nucleotide messenger RNA. RefSeq names its product NADH:ubiquinone oxidoreductase complex assembly factor 6 (gene NDUFAF6). The record is from RefSeq and is a predicted model, not a curated record. The transcript is spliced from 8 exons. Lineage: Eukaryota; Metazoa; Chordata; Aves; Rheiformes; Rheidae. Gene Ontology annotation, biological process: biosynthetic process; mitochondrial respiratory chain complex I assembly. Gene Ontology annotation, cellular component: mitochondrion. The coding region runs from base 127 to 795 and encodes 222 amino acids.